Sardina pilchardus (European sardine) is the source of this 1361-nucleotide messenger RNA. RefSeq names its product proline-serine-threonine phosphatase interacting protein 2 (gene pstpip2). Gene Ontology annotation, biological process: actin filament polymerization. Gene Ontology annotation, cellular component: cytoplasm; actin filament; plasma membrane. Lineage: Eukaryota; Metazoa; Chordata; Actinopteri; Clupeiformes; Clupeidae. The transcript is spliced from 15 exons. Gene Ontology annotation, molecular function: actin filament binding. The record is from RefSeq and is a predicted model, not a curated record. Bases 98 to 1096 code for a protein of 332 amino acids.
GAGAAACACAGCAGUGUGAGAAUCAUCAGUCACCUAUUUGACACAGCGUGUUCUGUUAUUGAAACGCAAAGAAGGAACGGUCACCGUGUAGGCUAGAAUGAGAGAACUUCAUUUCAAAGACAACUUUUGGAACACUGACAUCACCUGCACUGGUGGCUAUGACAACAUCAUUCAACAUCUAAAUGAUGGCAGGAGGACUUGCAAAGAGAUUGAAGACUUCUUGAAAGCAAGAGCCACAAUAGAGGAGAAGUACGCAAAGGAGCUUCUUGGUUUAUCCAAGAAAGUAUGUGGACAUAAUGAAAUGAAUACACUAAAGCGAUCCCUAGAUGUCUUUAAGUUACAAACAGAAAAUGUGGGCUUGUCCCAUCUUCAGCUGGCUCAUACAAUACGAGAAGAAGCGAAAAAGCUGGAGGAUUUCAGAGAGAAACAGAAAGAAGCCAGAAAAAAGCUAGAACAUCAGAUGGAUGGCCUACAUAAGCAGAAGACCACACAAUACAAGAAAACCAUGGAGUCCAAGAAGACUUAUGAGCAGAAGUGCCGAGACAAAGAGGAGGCUGAGCAAAACAUGAACAGAAGUGCCACCACAAGCAGUGCCAAACAGCAGGAGAAGCUGUAUUCAAAAGCACAACAAGCCAAGAAUUCAGCUGAGGAAGCAGACAACAUGUACAAUGGCAACGUGUGCUCGCUGGCGAAGCUCAGAGACGAAUGGCAAAACGAGCAUGUCAAAGCAUGUGAGUUCUUUGAGAACCAGGAAGUAGAGCGGAUCAGCACUGCCAGGAACAUGGUGUGGACACAUCUCAAUCAGCUCUCUCAGCAGUGUGUCACAAGUGAUGAGUUGUAUGAGGAGGUAAGAAAGUCACUGGAACAAUGUAACAUCCAGGAGGACAUUGAGCACUUCAUCAACCUCAGGAGAACUGGAGACAAACCACCAGCACCUGUACUAUAUGAGAACUUCUACAGCAACCAGAGAGCCCCUCCGCCACGCCAACCCCCUCCAAUCACCAGAAGGAUGCCACCCGUUCCAGACAGUAAUGCAUCAGAUGAUGUUCUCUACUCAAGCGUGACAGACCCAGGCUACAGCGUUAUACGAUACUGAUCACUAAUGCUUCGUUUUUGAUGACACUUCACCCCUGUAUCGUUCUAAUCAGCAGAAAAUCAUCUUGGUUCUGCCCAUGUCUCUACCUACUGAAGAGCGCUGUGACAGUCUUCAUCCCUUCUGUUGGGGAAAAACAAUGCUUUUGGCUUUUCAUUACAAAGCGGAGUGAUUUUGUAAAUAUGGAAUACAUAAUUUAGAACAAAAUCUAAGAUUAAAUUAUUUAUUGACAGAUUGUAACACAUUGUAAUAAAAACACUGGAUUUGA